Ochlerotatus camptorhynchus is the source of this 2209-nucleotide messenger RNA. RefSeq lists its product as uncharacterized. The transcript has a single exon. Bases 86 to 2092 code for a protein of 668 amino acids. The record is from RefSeq and is a predicted model, not a curated record. Gene Ontology annotation, molecular function: serine-type endopeptidase activity. NCBI's taxonomy places the organism in Eukaryota, Metazoa, Arthropoda, Insecta, Diptera, Culicidae.
UCCACCGAUCGGCCGUCGAACAACAUAAUGGAAAAAGUUUAAUCUCUUCCGUACUUGGUAACAAUCGAUUUUCGUGUUUUGCGAGAUGUUGAGCGGAAAUUCAAUCAGAAUGUUGUUAAUCUUCGGUUUGCUGAAAUUGGUAAUCGUGUUGGUGAGAUGUGAGGAACAAGAAUUUCGAAUGAUUAAUCAGUACGAAGAGUUGGAGAAGAACGAAAACUAUUCGAGAGUUAGUUGGUACGUUGCUAGUGAGCGAAGUUCGGUUGAGUGUGGAGGAGUAUUCAAAAGACUUCAAAAUGAGAUUAUGUCUCCAGGAUAUCCAGAACAGUAUGGAGAAGAACUGCGUUGUGAGUACACGUUCAAGUCACCGUUUGUCUGCAGCAGUCGGUAUCAUGUGCAGUUUUUGGAUUUUUCAUUGGAGCCAUCGAGAAAUUGCUACAAAGAUCGAUUGAUCGUUGGAAACGAAGAAAUUCUUUGUGGGACCGUACUUGGUUCAAAAACGUACAACUCGACGGAUGGCAUCUUGAAGAUGAAGUUUGUGACGGAUGGAUGGGGUAGUGACAGAGGAUUCCGGAUAGUGGUUACCAGACAGCCGUGUGACGAUAAUGAGCCGGUGGAGUCAUCGACAAGUUACACUGUUUAUACGACUAUUGAAGUCGCGGAGGAAACUACAGAGCCAAUCAUAACUCCUGAAGGUGAUUUCUUACCACCCAAUAGAACGUUUUCAGUGAGUAGUCGUCAAGAUAUUCCCCCGGAGUUUAAUCCUGGUGGAAAUGGAUAUCUUCCUCCCUCAGGAAGCACUAUUCCACCAUAUAAUCCAACAAAUGUAUGCCCUCAGCCUUGCAACCCGUACCCUAACUGCUAUCCAUACAAUCCUGGAACCAAUUAUCCAACGUAUCCUAGCUAUCCACCAAAGAUUCCUGGAUCUGUAACACCUAUUUAUCCCACGUACCCAACGUAUCCUGGAGGACCGGUGCCCGUGUCACCAAUUUAUCCCCCUACCAAUCCAGGCAAUAACUAUCCUAUCAAUCCAAACUAUCCAGGAACCAUAACUCCAAUUUAUCCAAAUCCAAACUGCCAGUAUGGUCCUUGUUCACCGAACAAUCCAACUUAUCCAAAUUACCCCAGUAAUCCACCGAUUAAUCCAUCGUAUCCAAAUUACCCCAGUAAUCCACCGAUUAAUCCAUCGUAUCCAAAUUACCCCAGUAAUCCACCGAUCAAUCCAAGCUAUCCAAAUUACCCCAGUUAUCCAGCCUAUCCACCCACCAACAGUGGUGGCGGUACUAACUCAAUAGGAGGUGCACCGCCUGGCUACCAACCAAACAUGCAAGAUCCGGAAUUUGAACUAGCCGAGAACGCUUCCUCUAGCAGACCUGAACAUCAGGACAUCCCAGUUCCACCGUUCCUACCCCCCGUCCAACCAGGUCUACAACAAUGCUGCCGCAACGUCUUCAACCAGAAACGCUUCUACCUAGUGAGUCCAAACUUUCCCAGCUACGAAACCAUCAACAGAGAUUGCGCCUACCAGAUCUAUCGAUUUUCACCCAACACCUGCCGGUUGAUCAUCACCUUCAAGUACUUCCUGGUGGGCGACGAUCGUUUGAACUGCGCUGACGCUUUCCUGGAAAUCGAUGGCCGUCGCAUCUGCGGUUGCCGUUCAGGAAUGGUCUACACCACUCAAUGGAAUAACUAUCCCAAGAUGCUCCGCGUACGAACCACACGCAAUCGCUUCCCAAACGUCCAGGGUUUCGUGCUGGAUGUCUAUCAGGAAAGCUGUCCCUAUCGCUACGUCCGAAGUCAUCCACCGCCGGCUCAGGACCGUUCCUACAACUAUCAAGCUCAACGGUUGGCUCCGCAAAACGUGACUACCGUUCAAAGCAACUCCAGUACGCUUUACACUUACUAUUACUACAAUGGAGAUCAAUCUGCGGAAAUCAAAGCUGCAGCACGAACGGUGCAACAAUAUCCGGAGGGACCUUCGUCCAAAUUCUUCUACCCACCAAGUGUUCAAUCGUAUGGUGCCUGCCAAUUCAACGCUCUCGAUUGGUUACGGCUCAAGGUUGAAUCACUGUGGAUCGCAAAACCGAGAUGUUAAACACGUGGUUUAAUAAAUUUGAAAACAGUAAUCUUAAGCUACCAGCGAAUCACGGCAAUUCGUGGUAGCCCCCCCGCAACUUCAUUCAUCGCACCAACCUCCAACUACCAUUCGAUU